Messenger RNA from Engraulis encrasicolus (European anchovy), 1102 nucleotides. Its product is annotated as multimerin-2-like. The coding region runs from base 69 to 1049 and encodes 326 amino acids. The transcript has 4 exons. The record is from RefSeq and is a predicted model, not a curated record. Lineage: Eukaryota; Metazoa; Chordata; Actinopteri; Clupeiformes; Engraulidae. Gene Ontology annotation, molecular function: protein binding.
CUUUUUCCUUCGGGAGAGGACCUCAACACCACCACCUGCAACUGCUGCUGAGGUGAUCAUUGUUGAGAAUGAAGACGGCUGAAGUUGUUCUGUUGUUGCUGUGGUCUGGGCAGUGUGUGACUGCAGCAUCCAGUGAAGCUCUCCAAACCACAGGCACAGGCAAAGGCUCCCCACCACAGCAGGACAUCCAGACUGUGCUGAGAGAGAUGAGCAGCCUCAUCGCAGAGCAGACAGUGGAGCUCAAGUGCACCAAGACACAACUGGAGACCGUGGAGAAGAAGGCAGAGGCCAUGGAGGGCAGACUGAGAGCCAGUGAGAUUAAAGCAGAGGUCAUGGAGAGCAGACUUAGGGCCAGUGAGAUUAAAGCAGAAGCCACAGAGGGCAGAUUGAGAGCCAGUGAGAAGACUGUGGAAGAACUCACACACACCAACUCUGAACUCACACACACCAAGACACAACUGGAGGCUGUGGAGAGCAGACUGAGGGCCAGUGAGAUUAAAGCAGAAGCCACGGAGAGCAGAUUGAGGGCCAGUGAGAACUUGGUUGAUCAACUGAAGAUCGAAAACAAGGCUCAAGCAAUGGGUCUGAAUCUCACUGUGGCAGAUGUAUCAGAUCUGAAGAAGGAGAGAGAACAGAGCAGGGUGUCUUUCUCUGCCUCACUGGUGAAAGAGGGUGGUGGCAGAAAUUUUGGACCCACUGCUGUGGAUGCUCCUCUGGUGUUCAGAAACGACUUCACCAACAUUGGCAAUGCCUACAGUGCAAACACAGGGGUCUUCACAGCUCCAACCAGAGGAGUCUACUUCUUUGUUGUGUUUGUACUUGGUCAAGGUGGAUCUACAACUACAGGAGUCUGGCUGUUUAAAAAUGAUAAGCGCUUUGCUCUAGCAUGGAGUCGACAGCAAGACGGCUUUACCAAACCCUCCAAUGGAGCCUCUGUGGUGAUGGAGAAGGGAGAUGAGGUCUACGUCAAGCUGGUUUCUUCUUCAUGGGUGCAUGAUAACCAGAAUAACAACUGUGUCUUCUCUGGACACCUGCUGUUUCCCAUGUGAGGGUGUCAACAUAAUGCACAAUGCAGAGUCCAAAUCCACCACUACAGUAGGUA